GCCUCGGAGUGUCCCCGCUCUCCGCCGGCGCGGCGAGAGUCGCUGUGGCGCCAGCGGCCGCGGCGGCUGCCUGCCCUCUCGCGGGCCGCGAGGGCGUGUCGGCGCUGGAGUGCUUCUUCCAGGACCUCGUCGACGAGGUGAAGCUGGAGAGCAGGGUGGCCACCUCGGACCCGAAGCUGGGCGCCGAGGGCACGUACGGGGAGAUCACGCCCGCCGGGGUCCGGACCAUUCUGCAGGCGCUCGCCGUGGCCGAGGGGGACGGCUUCUACGACCUCGGCUCGGGGUUCGGCAAGGUGGUGCUGCAGGCCCUGCUGACCACCGGCUGCAGCCGGGCAGUGGGCGUAGAGCUGUCCGAGGACCGCCAUAGGAGCGCCGAGCUGGCGGGCGGGAAGGUGGUGUCGCUGUUCUCGCACGGCGACGGCGCGCUCGGCGAGGCGCUUGCCUCGCGGCUGGAGUUCCGCCACGGGGACGCCACGAAGACGGCGCUCGACGACGCCACCGUCGUGUUCAUGUGCUCCCUCUGUUUCCCAGCCUUCGUCAUGGAGGGGAUCGCGCAGCACCUCCUGGCCGCAGCGGCUCCCGGCGUGGUCGUCCUGACGCUGAAGCCGUUCCAGGGCUGCCACCCCGGAUUGGUGCUGAUAGGCCGAUGGGACUCCGCACAAGCCGCCUUCAUGGCCUUCGGGUGCGGUCUGACACCCUUUGGCGGCGAGCAGAAGGGGGCGCUGCAGCGCGCCCUGGACCAGCUGGCGCCCGGGGCGGCGAGCCCGGCGCUGGUCCGCCGCUUCGCGCGCGUCGCCGCCGCCCGGGCCCUCCAGCGGGAGCGCGCGCGCGCCCUCGCCGCGGACGCGCCCGCGUGGGCCGGCGAGCAGAGCGCCGUCAACGCGACGGAGGCCGCUCACUGGAUCUUCUCGCGCGCGCGCGGGGACGACGACACAGCGCUCGACUGCGUGCUGGUGGACCUGUGGCCGCGGCCGCUGCCGAAGCUGCGGCCCGAGGAGGAGCGCCUGGCCUUCGGGCGGCUGAGCGCCCAGGCGCAGGUGACGCCCCCGCUCUUCGGCGCGGUGCUGGGCCUGCUGGAACCUCCUCUAGGCCCCGCCGACGUGCUGGUGGAAGCGUCCUCCGGCGCGGGGCAGCUGGUCGUGCAGGCGAGGCUCACCACCGGCGUGGGCGCGGGGGCACGGCCGUCGUCCGGGAACCCCUUCCUUCGUUAUCUGACCAGCCUCGCCAAGAAGAAGGCGGAUGCCAGCACCUGCGCGGCGGACGGCGAGGGCUGCCUCGAGUCCAUGUGCUGCCAGGACAGCUCGCAGCAGUGCUUCCGCAAGAACAGCUCGGCUGGGCCGCGUGCCGCGCGAGCUGCUCGCCGGGGCUCGACGCGAGCGACCCCACGGGGGAGCCGUGGUCCUGCGAGCCGCUGGGCGCGGCGGGCGCGUGGGGCUACGCCGAGGGGCGCGCCAAGAAGGUGCUGGACAACCUGA
Molecule: messenger RNA, 1475 nt
Organism: Prorocentrum cordatum
Lineage: Eukaryota; Dinophyceae; Prorocentrales; Prorocentraceae
Source: the annotation of a GenBank genome assembly